Molecule: messenger RNA, 2232 nt
Organism: Rhineura floridana
Lineage: Eukaryota; Metazoa; Chordata; Lepidosauria; Squamata; Rhineuridae
Gene: UBXN10
Product: UBX domain protein 10
Exons: 4
Coding region: 468-1352 (294 amino acids)
Molecular function (GO): protein binding
Source: RefSeq, a predicted model, not a curated record
GCCUCUCUAGGCCGUUUUUCAAUAGCGGAUGGAGGCUGCGCUUUGUUCCGGUCAAGGCCGGAAGCAGGUUGCUGGCGGGCGUUGCCAUGGAAAUCCGGCGCUGUUUACCACCGAGGAGUACCGGACUCGCUGCGAGCGAGGCAGCUGGAUGGAGCCGCUGCGAGGGUCGAAAAUCUGCAACUCCCAGGAGGUGCAGGCUGAGAUCCUAUCAGAUUGACUGGCCUGUUUGAUCCUUUGGAGCUCUGGAGCCGUCAGUCCUUUUGAGCCGAUGGAGCAUCUUCUGCAUUUCAGCAAGCAACAGCUGCAGACACGGCGCACUCGAAAGGCCAGGGGCGAGGAACCCUGUGGUCCACCAGGCAUUAUUGGAUUCCAAAUCCCACCAGCCCCAGCCAGCAUGGCCAGUCGUCAGGGAUGAUGGGAGAUGGAGUCCAGCAACAUCUGGAGGGCCCAAGGUCUUCUGAAAAGCAAUGGCUGCUGCCUCGCACCUGAACAUCACAUCCUCUGAACGGAAGACCUCCUUUGGCAUCACAAAGCCUUCCACCUGGCAGCCACCCUCCCUCGCCAUGCACGUCACCCGGCCAAAAUCUGCAAAGGGGCGCACGAGGUCCAACUUGAAUUACUCCCACAGCAUAGAGGCCUAUUCCUAUCAGGUGCCAUCGUCCCCUCAGCCAUUAGCUCCCUGCGAAGACGCUGUAAGUGGCCGGAGGGCCUCGUCGACCCAGCACCUGUAUCACCCCGUUCAGGUGCUUCCUGCCGAAAUCCCAGAUCUCCUCCAGCAGGUGCCCAUGAGAACUUCCUCUUCCUUAAAUAAGUACAGAGUGCUCCCGUCCAUCAGCAGGAAAGAGCUGAGGAAGAGCGCUGCGGAAACGAUGUCUGAACAGGCCGGCCAACUCCAAGUGAGCCCCCAACUGGAAGAAAGAGAGCGAGGCUUCAAAGAGCUCCCCCUAGUGGGGAAGACAGUGUCCCCCCCUGCCAUGGCAAAGCACAAUGGGGGCAGAGGCGAAUAUGCCGAGAAUCCACCCGCUCCUUUGGAAACAAAGCCGUUAAGAGAAGGGGCCCCUCCAGCGCUGGAUUUGGAAGAGCCCUGUGAGAAAGAGCCAAGGCUGCUUCUCGCCAUCAGAUCUCCUUCGGGUCACCGAUUUGAACGCCACUUCAGGCCGACGGACAGCUUGAAAACCAUCCUUGCGGUGGCAGGGCAAAAGAACUCGGCCGUGUACCGGCGCUGCAGCGUUGAAACGGUAGAAGUGCCUCGGAGGACCUUUCCCGACCUCACCAAGUCUUUGCAAGAGUGCGCAAUCCCCCACAAGUCAGUGCUGUGCAUCCUGCAGGAGGAGCAAGAGGAGGAGCUGUAAGCGGCUGGAGGCUGCUCUUUGCAUUAAAAUGCCAUUGGAGAGUGUGGCCUUUCUCCCAAUGUCCGCUCCUGAUGCAGCCGGCUCCUUUUCUCUGAUGUUGCAUUUGCCCCCCUGCGUGUCCAAAAGGAGAGCUGGGGGACCAUUGUGUUUCUAAAGCAUUGCAUUUCCCUUCCCUUUUGUGCCUCUGUUCCCCACCCCACCCCUCUCCAAGCUUCCCAUAUUCUCCAUGCCAUUUUGUAGGUUGCUGAGUUGUUCUCAACAUGGCCUUGUUCUGCUGGGAAAUCUGACACUUCUCAUUCACUAUCCUGUGGUAGGGGCUGGUUUGUGUUCUUCUUUCCGGUCUAGGAAUAGAUCCUUUCCCCUCACCAGCAUCUUCUGCAAGAGAAUGUUCUGGUGAUUGUGGCCAACGCUUUCUCCUCCCCUCCCUGCAGUUCUUCUGUUCAAGGUCCAAAGAGAACUUCUGGUUUUGAUGGAAGAGCAGCUCACCCAAAUCUCCUCUCUCUCUCUUCCGUGGUAGAAGUUGAAAUUUAAGAGAGCUUCAUUAUCUCAGCCUACCAGAAUUUGUUGCUACGUUUUUAAUCAAAUGUUCCUUUCACGAGAUUAUGGCACAAAUUAGACUGGAAAGAUCCUAGCUAAGUGGAGCUUAUCCAGUGCAUAUUUGAAUGUUAAGUGUUGUUUGGCAACAGGCACAGAAGAGCCUUUGCUUUUUGAAACAAAAAUGAGUUAAUUGCAAACAUAUGUUGAUUUGGUAAUCUAUUAUCAAUUGAGUUUUGCUUGGGGAUGAGCAAGCGGCUUUUCCUCAAAGCUGCUUCCUCAUUUUUUAAAAAAAAUGAAUUUCAACCUGUUUAUGUUUAUCAAAAUGCCAUUUAUAUUCUUUUUU